AUGGCAACCUCUAUGAACCCUGUUGAACUCUAUCACGAUCCAUCCUUAGACGAUCUUAUCGUCCCAAGCAGAGCCAGGCCGCCAAACAAUGGGACAGCCCGUCGACAAAGCAAGCGCUCAGGCUCAGAGACUUCGGACUCAUCUUCUCAGCCCCCUCCUGCACCAGAGGUUCCCCGCGGACCACCAAUAUCCUAUCGAGGUUUAGGUCAAGAUGAAGGCAAUCUCCAGAGGUCUUUCUCUCAAAGAGCUAAGGGAAAACCAUUCCAUCGAGAAGUAUUUGCGGAUUUGGAGGAGGAAGAUCUCCAGAACAAUAUGAAAGCGAAGCCGCGAAUGUCAACAGACACAAACCGCAGGGAGGUUUCUGCAACGGUCCCGCGGAAACCCUUGCCGUCAGAUGGGUUGCAUCUGGACACUGCAAAUCUCAGUGCUACCCCAGCUACCAGAGCACCGCAGCGGGUUAGUCAGUCAGCUCGUGAGGCCUUCUUCGAUCGAGAUAAACUCCCCCAGAAACCUCGGCGCAUAUCGGACACUCCUCGGCAUACUGAAGAACCAGCUUCCGCUAUCAGCAGAUCCAGCGCUUAUCGAGAUGAGGCUCAUAGACGAGAUUGGGCACCUGACCGAUCCCCGCUUCAAAAGCUGGAGGUCACUCUAAAUGAUAUAAGCAAGGAGGAAAAACGGGCAAGAGUGCAAGAGGCCGAGAUGCUCUUACGCGAGCGUGAUGUGAAAGCUAACCGUGGUCUGGUGGAGUCGCCUCGAGAAGCAGCAUCGUCGAACAAACGGUCCACAUCAAAGCGAGAACGUGGAGUCGAGUCUGGAAGUACCAGCCUUAAUGAUGCCGGCCUCGUCCGAAACCUGAGCACUGCGCAUCGACAACGUCUCCAACAUAGUACCACAGUAGACAGCCACCGGCCCGAUGUGCGAAGUUUGUCGGGCGAGGGUCCUCCGGGGUUUGAAUACACAGUUUCAAAUACACUCCAGACUGGAAUGACACCCAAAUCUCGUCAGUCGAGUGGCAGGCACCGAACGGAAGAUGAGGUUGGCCAAAGCAUCACAAAAGAUUUUCCGAUACAGGCAGAAAAGCUUCCGCCGAGGUCGCGCCGCGAUGUCACACGUCCUAGCGACGAGGGCGUGCAGUCGGACGACCUUGCGGCACCCCCAGCUCACGCCCCUCAGCCUCAGGGUACAUACGCUCCUGUUCGACACGCUCCUGUUCGACGUGAUCUCGCUGAGCGUGAAAGGAAUGCUUCCCACAAAGCAGCGUUGGAGAAAUUGACCGGGAUUUCUGCCCCAGUCAACGUUGCCAGGAGUGACUCUCGCAAGCUCCAAAAAAGCCCUGCUGCAUCUGUCGAUUGCAGAAAAGUCUCUGCUGGCAGUGUACCCAGUCGAAUUCCAGUACCGGCUCCAGUAACAACUUCAAGGGAUGUUAGACAAGCAGUGUCAGAUCAUGAUGCAACCCAUCUGGAUUCCGACACAUCUCGAACUCAGCAACGGCUCUUCACGCCCCCAGCAGGCCAAGUCCUGCAAUCCUCGCCACAUCCAAGCAGUCCGCGAUCACCACCAGCAAAAGUGACCGAUGCAACACAUCACAGACAACGAAAAUCAAGUGUCUCGUUCAAGGAACCUAUCGCCCGGCGCCCCGUGGAUGAGUGGAAAGAAGCCGGAACAGCAAGACUCACACUUGCGGACUUCGCUACUGAGCAUGCCCCAUCCUCUGACAGGAACAAGGCUUGGUGGGACCAGCCUGCCAGUUCGUCUACCCGCCGAAGAAGCAGGUCCGCUAGGACGUCCGACCAUGCUCCAUUUGAUGGUCCAAUCGAUGAUAAAGUUGCGGAGUUCAAGCCUAAGCUGUACUUGCGAUGUGGGCCACUUCUUCGAUAUACCGGCAUGAGAAGACAAAAGUCUGAAAAGGGCGACGACCGUGAGUUCUGGCGAGGCAGUGUGUUGCUUGUUACGCAGGACUCGUAUUCCUCGUAUGAUCCUCCACCGACACUGCGACUCUUUCCGCAACCGCAGGAAUUAUUACCUCCUCCGCCUCAUCAUGUCACGGGAGGCGAUCUCGAUCCUGACUACAUUGAUCCAAUUGCUGGUUUAACCAAGCUCUCGAGGGCAGGCAGGGCCUUGUACGUACGUCCAGUCGAUCACCUCAGUGAGGGUAAAGAUCUGUCUCAAAUCGAAAAUGAUGAUGGGCUCUUCGAGAGCUCCCCUAGUCCGUCUGAGCCAACCGCAGCUCAGCAGGGGCCGGAAACGGCAAACAAGAGAGCACUCAAUACCGAUAGCGAACGAUCAGGCAAAUAUCAAGAGGUGAAAGGGGCGAGGCUAUAUGCAGAUCCGGACCGAGAUGUGACCUUCUGGCGAUUCAACCUUGAGGUUGAACUUGCUGAGGACCAGCAACGCAUCGGCUACAGGAUCAACCGUGGCGCUUCGGUCGGCUUCUGGGUUCCUGGUCGUGGGCAAACAAUGAACAUGAUGUUUCACAGUUGCAAUGGAUUCAGCCUGUCGGUCAACCCGGAUAAUUUCAGUGGGCCUGAUCCUAUGUGGAGAGAUGUUCUGAACACCCAUCAGACACGCCCCUUCCAUGUCAUGAUUGGUGGAGGCGAUCAAAUCUACAAUGAUCGAGUUAUGCUCGAGACUCAGCACUUUGGCGAUUGGACUAGAAUGCGAAAUCCGAGUCAUAAGCAUCAUGCCCCCUUUACGAAUGAAAUGAAGGAAGAGCUGGAAAGCUUCUAUCUCAACAGAUACGCCAUGUGGUUCUCCCAGGGGCUCUUCAGCAUGGCAGCGAGUCAGAUACCAAUGGUCAAUAUCUGGGACGACCACGACAUUAUCGAUGGGUUUGGGUCUUAUCCUCAUCAUUUCAUGGAGACACCAGUCUUCUCCGGACUGGGAAACGUUGCGUUCAAAUAUUACAUGCUCUUUCAACAUCAGAGUGUUGUGGAAGAAACGACCGCCCAUGAACCCAGCUGGGUUUUGGGCCGGGAACCUGGUCCUUACAUCCGACAACUCAGCAGAAGCGUCUUCAUGCACCUGGGCAGGCAGGUCGCCUUUCUGGGUGUGGAUUGCCGCACGGAGCGAAUGCGUGAUGAAGUUUUGAGCGUGGAUACUGUCGAUGUUAUUCUCGAGCGAUGCCGCCGAGAACUGGUGGAAGGGGAAACAAAGCAUCUCAUCAUCCUGCUCGGAGUCCCAAUCGCAUACCCUCGACUGGUCUGGCUGGAAAACGUCCUGACGAGUCGAAUUAUGGACCCGGUCAAGGCUCUAGGAAGGGUCGGGGUCUUGAAAGGUGGCUUCCUCAACAAAUUUGAUGGAGGCGUCGAGAUUCUGGACGACCUAGAUGAUCAUUGGACUGCAACCCAUCACAAACGCGAACGCAAUGACCUAGUUCAAGACUUCCAGGAUCUUGCGGCGGAAAAAUCUUGCAGAAUCACCAUCUUGAGCGGAGACGUGCAUCUUGCCGCAGUUGGCCAGUUUCAUUCCAACCCGAAGCUCAAGAUUCCAAAGGACAAAGACCAUCGGUACAUGCCAAACAUAAUAUCUUCGGCCAUUGUGAACACUCCGCCAUCAGAUAUGUUGGCUGACAUCCUCAACAAACGCAACAAGACCCAUCAUCUCGACAAGUACACCGAUGAAAACAUGAUCCCAAUGUUUACGCACGAUAUUGACAACAAGAAACGAAACAACAAACACAUGUUACCCAGGCGGAACUGGUGCUCUAUUCGAGAGUAUAUAUCGGGUUCAACCCCUCCAUCGACGCCACCUGAAAGCCCGGACAUGUCAGAAGCUGAGGAAGAGCAACAAGAAGGCUCGGAACCACGUCAGCGUCGCUUCUCCUUCUCUAAAGAAGAUAUCAAUCCACGAGCUCUGUUCCGGCGAUUGAGUUCGCGGAAUGCACCUCCCUCCUCAUACCGCGAUAUGAUGUAUGACCAGGGCCGUUCCGCAUCCCACGAUGGUACAACACAGCCUAGGUCUGGGUCUGGCUUUAACCAGGACAGAAAUCCUUCGGGGUCGCGGCUAUCCUCGGGUGACUUUCAGACCGCCCCUAAUCGGCGUGCCUCUUCGUUUGACCACACUUCCUCGGGCGCUGCAGUUCGACCAGGCGUGUUGCGUCGUCCCACCAAUGUGUCAGAGAAAGCGGCCAGAAAGGGAAAUGUCCCUGCCAUCGACGCGGAAGGCAAUGAAUUUGAUGUCAACGAUCAGAUCAAUCUUGAAGGAGGCCUGGAUGUCGUGCUCAACGUUGAAGUGGACCAGAAAGAUCCAUCUGGGAUCACUGUGCCUUAUCGACUGCUGAUUCCAGCGUUGUGGUAUGAUGGUAGUUCUGACCGCGAAAAGCUAGAUGAAGCUUCGGGUGUACCGAAGAAGGCGACCCUGUUGAACAGGCUUGCCAUCGGGAGAACACGGAACCACAAACCUGCACGACAGGGAGAUGGGAAUUGGGGCCAAGAGCAAAGCGACGAGGAAGCUUACAGUGACGGUGAAGAUGGCCAGGGGGCCGCCCGACCAAAGCGGAGAUUCAGCCUUUUUGGUGGUCGGAUGCAGAAGAAGGUUGAAACUUUCAGUGAUUCCGAGUCAGACCAGGACGAUAUCUUGACCACGGACGCUGGUGGACAAGGAACGCAUCAACAACAGCCGCGACAACCGCAACCACAACUGCAAUCACAGCGACUGCCCACAGCGACUCGGCCUGUCACGACUAGUCAACCUAGACAGGCCAUGAACGGACCACCAAGUCAUGACUUACUCUAUGAUACCGAACGUCGCCCACCCCCAAGCCACAGUCUCGAGCCCACACACCACCCUAGUGUGCGUCGCUCGCUGGUCAUCAGAUCUACAAGCGGGCCGGCGGCAGCGGUGACGAAUCAAGGUAUGGGUUCCGAAGCCAGACGGGCCAGCAGCAACAGUUAUGCCAUUCCGCACGCCGGCCCGAGUCGAACGAGUGAAAUGGCGCCACGCCAACUCAGCAAACAAGAACGGAUCCUGGGCAUCUCGCCUUUCGAGGCUGAGCCUCACGAGCCACCACAUCGACUGAGAGGAGACGGGAUCCUUGGCAAAGACUAUCCACCCUCGGCCUACGAGACUCAUCCACAGACACAGGCACAGACGCAGACGCAGACGCAACCACAGCCACAGCCAAAGCCACAGGCGCACCCACAGCAUCGCGGGUAUUCGGGCAUUGAGGCGUACCAAGAACCGAAGCCGCGAAGGACGUUUAGUCUGAGGAAGGCACGGGAGUGGUUGGACGGGCGGAAGGAAGAUGAGGUCGAAUACGAUUGA
Messenger RNA from Capronia epimyces CBS 606.96, 5262 nucleotides. RefSeq lists its product as uncharacterized. The coding region runs from base 1 to 5262 and encodes 1753 amino acids. NCBI's taxonomy places the organism in Eukaryota, Fungi, Ascomycota, Eurotiomycetes, Chaetothyriales, Herpotrichiellaceae. The transcript has a single exon. The record is from RefSeq and is a predicted model, not a curated record. Gene Ontology annotation, cellular component: membrane.